Aspergillus terreus NIH2624 is the source of this 1479-nucleotide messenger RNA. Its product is annotated as carboxypeptidase cpdS precursor. Gene Ontology annotation, molecular function: serine-type carboxypeptidase activity. NCBI's taxonomy places the organism in Eukaryota, Fungi, Ascomycota, Eurotiomycetes, Eurotiales, Aspergillaceae. Gene Ontology annotation, biological process: proteolysis. The transcript has 5 exons. The record is from RefSeq and is a predicted model, not a curated record. Bases 1 to 1479 code for a protein of 492 amino acids.
AUGCUGCUGUCUGCUGCUUUUCUUUUCUUGCUGGCAACAGCAGUCGGCGCAACACCCCGAUAUCUAACACCCAAAACUAAAGAAUUCGCGGUGAACGGCAAGGCCAUACCUGAAGUCGACUUUGACAUUGGCGAGUCGUACGCAGGGUAUCUCGACAACACGCCUUCCGGCAACUCAAGUCUGUACUUUUGGUUCUUUCCGACCACGAACCCUGCUGCUGAUGACGAGGUACCGCGGCUUAUUCAAAUUGGUCGCUCCGAAAUAGGACCCUUCCUCUGGCAGCCUGGGACAUAUAAACCAACCCGCAACUAUUACUCGUGGACAAAUCUCACCAACAUCGUCUUUGUCGACCAGCCUGGUGGAACUGGGCUAUCUCUUGGCCCGUCUACUGUCCGUAAUGACGAGGACGUUGCAAGCCAGUUCAUGGUCUUUUGGAAACACUUUAUAGAGACGUUUGAUCUGAAGGGAAGAAAGGUGUAUCUCGCUGGCGAGAGCUACGCCGGGAUGUAUAUCCCGUACAUUGCGUCUGCAAUGCUUGACGAGGAGGACGAAACGUACUACAAUGUAGCCGGGAUCCAUCUCAUCGACCCGGUUAUUAACGAGUUUGUGGUGACACAAGACGUUCCCGCAGUGUCGAUGUUGAAUCAAUACGAGGCAUUGCUAGCUCUGAACAGAACGUUCAUGGAAGAGAUCAACAAACGCGCCGACGAGUGUGGCUACUCCGAGUUCAUGAACACUGCGCUCCAGUAUCCGCCGAUGGGCCAACUCCCCCCAGUCCCUGCAAGCGACAGACCCGGGUGCGACAUCUGGAAUGCAACCUACAAAGCCGCAAAACUGGUUAAUCCCUGUUUCAACCCGUACCACAUCAGAGACUACUGUCCAUAUACCUGGAACCAAGUGGGCUUUCCAGCAAGCUCGGAAGGCCCGCACAACUACUUCAACCGGAGUGAUGUCCAGAAGGCAAUCAACGCAUAUCCAAUCUACUAUAGCACUUGUAAAGCGAAUGGUGUCUCCAAGGUUUACGGGCCAGAUGGUGACACUUCCGCACCGAGCAGCUUUGGGGUCCUCGCCAGUGUCAUCGAACGCACGAAUAACACGAUCAUCUCCCACGGUGGGCUGGACUUUACCAUUCCAGCGGAUGCAACUCUUAUAAGCAUCCAGAAUAUGACGUGGAACGGGGCGCAGGGGUUCCAGAGUCCACCUAUCGAGCCGCUGUUCGUUCCUUAUUUUCCUCAUUACUCGUCUGGGGUUGAUGAGAUGGUCCCGCCUUUUCCUCCUGUUCUUAGGACUUCUGGUGCUGGGUAUCUGGGAACUACACAUACCGAACGGGGGUUGACGUUUAAUUUGGUCCAUCUUGCCGGACACCAACUACCAAUGUAUGCCCCUGGAGCGGCAUAUCGUCAGCUGGAGCUGCUUCUCGGUCGUAUAUCUAACCUGUCUGAAGAAGUGGAGAGCUUUACUUCUGGGGGGGUUGAUUAA